This is a messenger RNA of Drosophila subobscura, 1834 nucleotides long. It is a transcript of the gene slow, whose product is annotated as protein HEG homolog 1. Gene Ontology annotation, biological process: anatomical structure development. The transcript has 4 exons. Gene Ontology annotation, molecular function: calcium ion binding; signaling receptor binding. NCBI's taxonomy places the organism in Eukaryota, Metazoa, Arthropoda, Insecta, Diptera, Drosophilidae. The record is from RefSeq and is a predicted model, not a curated record. Bases 16 to 1575 code for a protein of 519 amino acids. Gene Ontology annotation, cellular component: extracellular region; cell surface.
UUGCAGCGCCCGAAGAUGACGCACUCCAGUCCGACUUUAAGCUCCGCUUUGCUGCUCUGCUGCACAGUUAUGCUGCUGGCCACAGCGGCAUCAGGUAUACAGAACAGAAACAACAGCAAUCCCACCAACACCAGACUGCAGCCACAUCGUGUGCAUGGACAUCGACAGCGGCACCAUGGCAGUCCCUUGGUGGCGACUCAGCAGCGACAGUCCCGCCGUCUGCAGUUGGCCAACGCGGCCAAGGCGGAGGUGGAACUGCUGCCGGGUGUGACCAUGCAGGAGGUCACCCGUCUGCGCCGCAUUCAUCCGCAUAAUCCCUACAACAAAGUACUAACGCGUCGACUGCAUCAGCAGUCGGGUCGUCCCACCGAGUGGGACUACAACACGUACAACAUCUACACGAAUACCUUUGGCCCACCACCGCCCCCAGUGCCGCCAUCGUUGCCGCACUCUGGCAAGGGCGAGGACAACACGCAGGAUGUGGAGUUCAUUGGCGUGCGAGAACGGGGACGUGGCUACAAUUAUGUGCCAUCUGUGAGCAGCACCACUGCACCACCGCCGAGUCUCAAUCGCCGCUCCGCCACUCCCGGACUGAGCAGCAUUGGCACCAUUCCGCCCUUGGUGCCCGCCAGACGGGGUUAUGUCUACACGACGACGGCGCCCAUGACAACCACGAGCACAUCCACACCCGCUGUGACCACGGAGGAUCCCUUCGAGACGAACACCAUUGGACGCAACUAUCCCACAGAUCCCAAGGAGAUGGAGAGGCGACACAUUUGCGUGCAGCAGCGGACAAUCACGAUGCCCGUCAAGACGACGGAGGUGUACACGCGCCCCACCUGGAAGCACGUCAGCACGCCCUGCCAGCCUCAGUCGUAUUCGGGGCAGAUGUGCACGCGGGUGCAGGUGGUCCACGAGCCGGCCUACCGGGACGUGAUCAAGCACAAGACGGCCCAGCAGAUGACCUACGACUGCUGUACGGGCUGGAGCCGGGAUAAUCCGCGUGCGGAUGCGUGCAUGAAACCUGUUUGCUCCACGCGCUGCCAGAAUGGCGGCAACUGCACGGCUCCCCAGACCUGCUCCUGCCCGUCCGGCUAUACGGGCCGCCACUGUGAGUUGGAUGUGAACGAGUGCCAGGUGGACAAGCCGUGCGACCAGCAGUGUGUCAACACUCCCGGCUCCUACUUCUGCCGCUGCAGGCAGGGCUUUGUGCUGCAGGCGGACCAGCAGAGCUGCAAGAAGGUGUCCAGCCACGACGAUGAUGCCUUCGAGGCGCGAGAUCUGGAGAAUGACAUCGAUGAGAUGGAUCCCGAGGUGGCCACGCGGCUGCAGAAGAUCGAACGCUCGCUGGCCAAUGAGCGGGUGCACACGAACGAGCUGCAAAAGUCCCUCCAGGCCACAUACAGCGUGGUGGACACGCUGCAGACGAGGCUGAGCACGCUGGAAAAGCAAGCCCAGGAUGUGAGUCGCAUGCAGACGAAUCUGUACAAGACAGAGUCGCGCACCAACAAGCUGGAGGGGAUGCUCAAUCUGCUGAUGAAGUGCCGGAACGGCCCCAAUGCCAAUUGUCCGUAGGAACAGUGGAGGGCACAAAGAACUGCAUUUCUCAACGAAAAGAAACUAAUUUAAAUUAAAUGUUUAGUUAAUUUAAUUGUCUAUUUCUGUUCACCAACUUAUGCGCCGCUCCUCCUGCUUGUAAGCCAUUCCCGCAAUGCGAGUGCCUGCCUCUGUAGUCUCUAGAAAUCAGCCAGAACUUUAGUACUUAAGCGAUGAAAUGUGUCAUAAGUGUAACAGUGUUUAGUUUUUGCAUGUAUCUGUAUAUAAUUUUAAUGUA